AUGAGUACGACUGGACGUACUGGUGCAGGGUUCAGACAGCAGCCAACCCCACUGCAAACUAUUUGCGGUAAAAUACAGAGAAAACUAGGCAUUCUGGAUUUACUGCUGAACGAUGUAGAACAGCAUAUUCUGUGUACAAAUUUUAAAAAAUGCUACUCGGAAGAAUGGACUCGAUUGAUGAAUACACUUUCUGAAAGUGUGUCCCUUUCACUUGAUACCGUUAUUCCAAUUCAUUUUGAUCCGGACAUUCCUCAUCCCUCCAGUACUCGACAUCAAACAGAGUCUGAUCCUUACAAACCAUGUGACACGAUUGCCAAUCAUCUCUGUCAUUUCACAAGAAUGACACAGUUUUUGACGGAUAAGAAAAACAAACGUUUAAUGAGCCCACGUACCUUGUCGACGAAAACAUGUAAAAAAUGGUUAAAAAAUAUACUAUGGGAUUUAAAGUACCAACCCAUUAGCUAUCUGGUUGAGUUUAUGUAUUAUGAUGGAUUCGUGAGUAUACUGAAUUUAGGCGAUGCAGCCAUUUCGCCGCUUGGAAGGAAUGACUGA
Messenger RNA from Batrachochytrium dendrobatidis JAM81, 552 nucleotides. RefSeq lists its product as uncharacterized. The coding region runs from base 1 to 552 and encodes 183 amino acids. The record is from RefSeq and is a predicted model, not a curated record. NCBI's taxonomy places the organism in Eukaryota, Fungi, Chytridiomycota, Chytridiomycetes, Rhizophydiales. The transcript is spliced from 4 exons.